UUUAUUCACUUUUACGUGAUACUGUUACUGAUUAUUCAUUUAUAAUGUCUCUAUAUGUAUGAAACUUGAUCUUGACAUAUAUAUAGCUAUGCAAUCGGUUUUGAUCUUAAAACCGGGUGUGACAACGAAUGAAAUCCCUUAACAAGAAAUUAGAAUAAUGGAACUAGUGUACGCUAACCUGUAUGGAUGAUUCAGAGAUUUGUGAGAAAAUUAUGUUGAUCUUGGACAUCUAAUCACAUUAAAACUGCAGAAUGGUUCGACGAGGUCAUGUACUCAUGUGAUAUUAUUUUGAUAUUUAAGUAUUGUGUUUAUGAUGGUUUUUAUAGUUGCUGGGUUCACACGCAAACUUUAUAUAGUUGUAGACUUGUAGGCUGUUGAUGGAGGAUUGAUAUUUGAUAUUUGACAUCAUUGACAUCAUUGAUAUUUUUAGUUUAUUUGAAUAUACGAGUCAGUAAUGAUACUUAUUUUACUUCACUUAACUAAUUGGGUAAGUAAAUAUCAUUGAUCAAAAUUUAAGAAAAAAUCAAUGUAGAGCCGACGUAGUACUGCAUGGUACAGAUAGUGAAGCAAUUUUGGUUUGUUUCACCUUGAGGUACUCAAAUCAACUCUAGUGAUCAUGCGUGGCCUAUGCCCAUUACUUGCUUUGCCUAGUUGUGAUUCCUUAGCUUCCUGUUCUGAACGACACCAGUCUUUUAUUGUGUCCUACUGUGCAUCCUCUUGGAACAAGCAAGUGGAAUAAAUAGAGCCAACCCAAUUUAACACAGAUGCUAGAAUCCGAAUGGAUACAUCUACAGCAUCUAGCUUCCUAUGCAUGUUAGCUUUUAGUAUAACUCCAGCAAUGGGACUCCGAAGCAACUGCCGGGGAAUAAUGAACUUGCUGUGCACCCUCAACCACACAUGUAGCUCCACUGAUACUUGAAUCUCAAUGCCCGGCUACAUUUGGGUAGCAAUCAAGUCGAUGCCAGGACGUACCAAAGCUCUGCCUGAUGAUGAUAUACUGAUCUAGCUCCUCCGAUGCAAGCUAACUUCCAACUGUAUCAUGGCACUUAUUGGAGGUUGAGUUACUUCGGCUCGAUCCCGUCCAGUAGCUCAGCGAUAGGCUUGCAUUGGACGCGUGCAGCGUGCCUGCAUGCGUUGCCGGCCGGCUCUAUAAAACUGAGCCGCAGCAGCGCGAGGCUUGUUCAGCAGAAGGUGCAGAGAUGGCGGUCAAGUCUGUAGUUCUUCUCUGUUUUGUCUUAGCCUCCCUCCUGCUCGCCAUCCAGAGUGUGGCGUACGCUAGGGAGCUCACUGAAGCCAACGGGCAUGAUGAGGGGAAGAGUGUGAAGCCUACUGGAGGGCCUGGACACAUGGAUGAAAAGUGGCUGGGUGGAUAUCCACAUGGUGGUGGGUACGGAAAGGAAGGUGGAUAUGGUGGAGGGUAUGGAAACAAUGGUGGGUAUGGAGGCGGAAAUGAUCCGCCUAGCUACGGUGGUGGAUACGGGCCUGGAUAUGGCGGAGGAUACGGGCCAGGAUUUGGUGGAGGAUACAAGCACCAUGUCCAUGGUGGUGGCGGCUAUGGACCUGGAUAUGGUGGAGGCUACGGACCCGGUUAUGGAGGUGGGAACAGUUGCCCUCCAUGUGGAGGUGGUGGCUAUGGAGGUCCUGGCUAUGGCGGGGGCAAUGGUGGAGGAUAUGGUAGUGGCAGUGGGUAUGGAGGAGCUGGGGGCUAUGGAGGUGGAUAUGGUGGUGGCACUUCUCCAUGAAGCAGAUAAUUAACGUGUCAGUGCAGAGGUACUAUGGCGUGGAUGCUACUGGGGAUUUGAAGCACAAGGAUUUGUCAAAUAAAUCAUGCAGGGUGAUGUUUCCGAACAACAUAAUUAUGUGUGGCAUCGUCAUGAUGUCCUUGUGUGGUUUAAAACGUUGACUGUUGCCUUGAUUGAAGUACCUUAAUAAAAGAUAGCCCUUGUCUGUUAUCA
Molecule: messenger RNA, 1955 nt
Organism: Panicum virgatum (switchgrass)
Lineage: Eukaryota; Viridiplantae; Streptophyta; Magnoliopsida; Poales; Poaceae
Product: keratin-associated protein 21-1-like
Exons: 2
Coding region: 1200-1742 (180 amino acids)
Source: RefSeq, a predicted model, not a curated record